AUUACUUAAAACCAUGAAGGCAGAACCUGGAAGGCAGCACUCAGGGCAUAGAAUUCCCCCUGCCCGUAACCACGCCCCCUGCCUCCGUCAGCCUGUGGCCACGCCCCUUGCGUCCUCUAGGAACUACUACCGGUUUGUCGAGCAGCGGAUGUGUGAUGCACUACACAUCUUGUCUACUGGAUCUUCCUAUGUGCGUGCUUUGAGGCGCCGGGUGCCAGCGAAGUCACUUCGACCCCUAUCUACGGUGGUUAUUUAGCGGAUCUAUUGUCAUAAACAAAUGGCCACCGCUGCUCCACCUCCUCCGGCUCCAUCUGGCUCUGCUGCGGCCACUGAAAUCCCAAAUCCCGGAUCCAGCGGCUCGACUGCGGCCGACAGCGGCAACCAGGACAGCACUUUUGAGUGUAACAUAUGUCUGGACACCGCCAAGGACGCAGUGAUCAGCUUGUGUGGACACCUCUUCUGUUGGCCUUGUUUGCAUCAGUGGUUGGAGACCCGACCCAACAGACAAGUGUGCCCGGUAUGUAAAGCAGGCAUCUGCAGAGACAAAGUGAUCCCCUUAUAUGGGCGGGGAAGCACAGAUCAACAGGACCCGAGAGAAAGAACUCCACCCCGACCACAAGGACAAAGACCUGAGCCUGAAAACCGUGGUGGUUUUCAGGGAUUCGGCUUUGGCGAUGGAGGUUUCCAAAUGUCAUUUGGAAUCGGUGCCUUUCCAUUCGGUAUUUUUGCCACAGCCUUCAACAUCAACGAUGGAAGACCCCCUCCAGCAGCUCCUGGGACACCGCAGCACAUGGAUGAGCAGUUCCUGUCCCGACUCUUCCUGUUUGUCGCUCUGGUGAUCAUGUUUUGGCUGCUGAUUGCGUGAAGGUGUGGAAAGUCACCGCCUUGUGUUACAACCCCAAAAGAUUUGACAGAGAUGAGACCUCGUGGCGCAUCCCCCUGAUUUGUUCUGACGCUUCGUGGUAGUGAUCCACACUUUUUGGAGCUCGUGCUGAUUUUCCUCUCCUUGACAUCAAGUCAUAUGAGAUUUGAAUGAAGCACCCCAAAAAAAAAAAACACUAUCUUUACUAUUGGAAACUUUUAAGGAAAGUCUUAAAAUCUCGGUGGCCUUAUGUUUAUAGUGACAAACUUCAUGCUGCUUGAUAACAAUUUCCUCUUUCAAAAAUCUACACCCAUGGCUGUUUUGUUACUAAUUUCUCAUAUUGUCUUGUUUAAAAGGCUUAUCUUUACAAAACUACUUUUAAGAAACCUACAGGAUUCUUAUUUACAUGACGGAUUGAGUCGUAGGAAGUGCAUCCUCCAUGUUCCUCCUCUCUUUGUUCACUCAGGCUGUGUCCAACAUUCACUUCUCCCAAAUUAACAUCAUACCACAUGCCUGACUUGUCAGCAUAUGUCAUGAAUAUUAAAUACUUGCCAUGUGUUUAAGUUAGCUGUGUGUUGUGAGCACACUGUUGCUAGGCAACCACUGAAACUGUCUAGACAGUCGAGUAACUCAAUGACCACUAAAAUAUAAAGGCAUAAUUACAUUGUAAGGUCACUGGCAGUAUCAACAUGUCCUCCUCAAACUAUACAACUAUGUUACAGUAUAUUAGCUUCUUAGCUGUGUGUUAUUUCUAGAAAUAACCAACCUUACACACGUUUUAGGUACGGGGCUGUGAAUGCCACUAGAGGAGACGGUUCAUAUUCUUGUCAGCACCACAUUCAUUUGAAAGCAACAGUUAUUUUAAGGCAUCACUUCCCGCUGUUAAAACUUGGAAAUGAUAUCUGUGAAAAGAGUUGUAUAUUAUAAUUGUUGUUUUUACAUAGAAGAGUGAUGUGAUACUGGACUCAGCCUUAAUGAAUGGAGGUUUUUUUUUUUUGGUGUUGAUUCAGCUGUACCAGAUCUUCACAACUUAUCUCGUCAGCAAAAACGACCAACAUCACACACGUUCAUCAAAUCAGUGCUGCCUAUUUAUUUUAAGAUGUGAUUAAAAAAAAAAAAAUGUGUUAAUGCAUGUAAGCAGCAGGAAAAGUAAUUUAUAAAACAGUGUUGACCUGACCUGUAAAAGCUUUCAUUUUUGCUCAGUUUACGUAUGUCAAUGUAAUUAAAUGUAAAAUACUGUAGAUUAUUACACAGUUAAAAAUGAAGGUUGGCUGAACAUGAAACAACUUUUCUUAAUGUGAAUUUACUCUAUUGACAGUAAAGAUAUGUAAAUGAAGAUGUUAA
Molecule: messenger RNA, 2206 nt
Organism: Mugil cephalus (flathead mullet)
Lineage: Eukaryota; Metazoa; Chordata; Actinopteri; Mugiliformes; Mugilidae
Gene: rnf185
Product: ring finger protein 185
Exons: 7
Coding region: 278-865 (195 amino acids)
Biological process (GO): ubiquitin-dependent protein catabolic process
Cellular component (GO): endoplasmic reticulum
Molecular function (GO): ubiquitin protein ligase activity; metal ion binding; ubiquitin-like protein conjugating enzyme binding
Source: RefSeq, a predicted model, not a curated record